Messenger RNA from Alosa alosa (allis shad), 15358 nucleotides. RefSeq names its product FAT atypical cadherin 1a (gene fat1a). The coding region runs from base 280 to 14274 and encodes 4664 amino acids. Gene Ontology annotation, molecular function: calcium ion binding. Gene Ontology annotation, biological process: homophilic cell-cell adhesion. Gene Ontology annotation, cellular component: plasma membrane. The transcript is spliced from 31 exons. The record is from RefSeq and is a predicted model, not a curated record. NCBI's taxonomy places the organism in Eukaryota, Metazoa, Chordata, Actinopteri, Clupeiformes, Clupeidae.
GCUGUAGCACUGUGUCAGCGGAGCGCAAGCAGUCUGGAAAAGUGGAUAAUGCCAGCGCAGCCGAGUAAAAUGGGGCUUUUGAGGAUGUGCAUCACAUGGCGUUAAAGGAAAAUUGACGAUAGACAACUCACCGGAUCUAUUAAUGUGUGCGACUUAGGCAUUGUGUGAAAUGCUUGCAUACACAGUUUGUCGAGACUUCUUUGGAUUUUUCUGAUCGGAACUUUGGUGUGGCUAUUCAUUCUGCUGGUCUGGUGGUUUGGUGAAGAACACUCUGCCAUCAUGGGGAUUCACUUGACUUCAGUACUUGCAGUGCUCAUGCAACUUCUCUGUGGCUGCAUAGCAAACCAAAGGCUGGGAGAGACGGCAUUGCACGUGCAGUUCACUCACUCUGUUUACAAUGCCACCAUAUAUGAGAACUCGGCUGCUAAGACCUAUUUAGAAACUCCAUUAAAGAUGGGCGUUUAUGUCACAGACCCAAGCUGGGAAAUACGGUACAAGAUUGUGUCGGGAGACAACGAGAACCUGUUUAAAGCUGAGGAUUACAUGUUGGGAGACUUUAGUUUCCUGCGAAUAAGGACCAAAGGUGGGAGCAGCGCCAUUCUCAACCGGGAGGUCAGAGACCACUAUCUGCUUAACAUCAAGGCUGUAGAGAAAAACACCAAUGCUGAGGCGCGAACCAGAGUUCGAGUAAAGGUGCUGGACACCAAUGAUUUGAGGCCUCUCUUUUCACCCACCUCCUACAGCAUCUCCCUACCAGAGAACACCGCCAUCAGGACCAGCGUGGCCAAGGUCACCGCCACUGACGCUGACAUUGGGACUAAUGGCGAGUACUACUACAGCUUCAGGGAGUGGACUGAUAUGUUCGCAGUGCAUCCCACCAGUGGAGUUGUGACACUUACCGGAAAGCUGGAUUACUCCGAAACCAAGUUGUAUGAACUGGAGAUCCUGGCGGUCGAUCGUGGCAUGAAACUGUAUGGGAGCAGUGGGUUCAGCAGCAUGGCUAAGUUGACGAUCCGAGUUGAGCAGGCCAAUGAGCAUGCCCCUGUCAUCACAGCUGUCACGUUGGCUCCCUCAGACACAGACAAAGAUCCCAGUUUUGCCAUAGUAAGUGUAGAGGAUGGAGACCAGGGUGCCAAUGGGGAGAUUGCAUCACUCAGUGUUGUGGCGGGGGAUCCCCUACAGCAGUUCAAGGCUAUGCGGAUUAGCCCAGGGAGCAAGGAAUACAAGAUUAAAGCAGUUAAGGAUGUAGACUGGGACAGUCAGCCAUUUGGAUACAACCUCACACUACAAGCCAAGGACAAAGGAAAUCCUCCCCAGUUUUCAUCUGCUAAAGUUAUUCAUGUCACAUCCCCACAGUUCAAAGUGGGCCCCCCAAAAUUUGAGAGGCCUGUUUACCGUGUCAACAUCAGUGAAUUUGCACCACUCCACACACCAGUUGUUAUGGUCACAGCUGUGCCAAAAUAUCCACAUGUGAAAUACGCAUUCAGACACAAGAUGGAGAAAAAUGUUUUUGCCAUCAAUCCAGAGACUGGGCUUAUCACCACUGCUGGACCCAUCCGUGCUGACUAUGUCUCCAAGUUUGAACUUGAAGUUGUCACUAGCGACAAAAAUGCAGCUACUAAAGUCAUAGUGGAUGUCACAGACGUCAACAACAAUGCCCCGGAAUUCAAGCAGACCUCAUACAAGGCCAGCGUUGAUGAGAAUAUGCCUGUAGGUACGAGUGUGCUAACCGUGAAGGCCACAGAUUUGGAUGGUGGUGAAAAUGGGUAUGUUACAUACAGCAUUGCCAAUGUCAACCCUCAGCCAUUUGUCAUUGACUAUUUCUCCGGGGUCAUCAGCACCUCAGAACAACUUGAUUAUGAGCUCAUGCCACGGAUAUACAAUUUAAAGGUACGGGCCUCAGACUGGGGCUCGCCUUUCCGCCGUGAGGUGGAGACGCCAGUCACAAUCACUUUGAACAAUCAAAAUGACAAUAAACCCCUUUUUGAGAAUGUUGACUGUGAUGUAACUGUACCAAGGGACCAUGGUGUUGGUGAGCAGAUUACUACUGUGUCUGCUAUUGAUGCUGAUGAGUUGCAGCUUGUAAGGUACAGAAUUAAAGCUGGUAACGAAUUGGAUCUCUUUGACUUGAACCCCAACUCCGGUGUCCUUUCCCUGAGACAUCCUUUGACUGACGGUGCGGCAGCUAAAGUGUCCCUCCAUAGGUUACUAAUCAUUGCUAGUGAUGGAGAGCGUGAAACACAGCCGAUGAUUAUGAACAUCACUGUUGUAACUUCACACAAGCCAGUCCAUGUCAAAUGCGUUGACACUGGUGUUGCCACAAUGCUGGCAGAAAAACUGCUCCAGGGCAGCAAAAUCCAUAGUCAGGUGGAACCUGAGGAAAACUUUUUAGACAUCCACUCAGUGAACCGCUUCGCUCCACUAUUCAGUGACUCUUUCCCAAGUGUAAUUGAGGUGAAAGAGGAUCUGCCAGUUGGAGCUAGGAUUGUGCAUCUCUCAGCAUCAGAUGCAGACAGUGGUUUCAAUGGAAAACUAGUUUAUGUCAUCUCUGGGGGUGAUUCUGAGAGCCGCUUUGUGGUAGAGAUGGAUACUGGCUGGCUCCAAGUGUACGCACCCCUAGACCGCGAGUCUAAGGAUCACUACACCCUUAACAUUACUGUAUAUGACUUGGGGAUACCCCAGAAGUCUUCAUCACGCCUCUUAGAUGUUACAAUUCUUGAUGCUAAUGAUAAUGUCCCACAGUUCCUAAAGGAUAGCUACUCCAUAGAAAUUAGUGAAAGUACAGCAGUAGGGACAGAAAUCAUUCCAGUGCAGGCAAAAGAUAAGGACCUUGGAGAUAAUGGAGUGGUCAGGUACUCUAUUUUGGCUGACACCGGUCAAUUUGCUAUUGAUGAGGAGACUGGUAUUGUUAGUGUGAAAAAGCCUCUGGACCGAGAAAUACAUCCAAGUUUCACACUGCGUAUUGCAGCACGUGACCAAGCCACUGCUGAACCGCAGCUUGUGUCGACUGUGUUGCUCAAAAUUGUUCUGGAAGAUGUCAAUGACAAUCCCCCCAAGUUCAUCCCACCCAACUAUCGGGUAAAGGUACGUGAGGAUCUUCCCAUUGGUACUGUGAUUAUGUGGCUGGAGGCCCAUGACCCUGAUGUGGGACCCUCCAGUCAGGUACGAUACAGCCUGGUGGACAAUGGGGAGGGAAAAUUUGAAGUGGACAAACUCAGCGGUGCUGUGCGCAUCGUUCAGACCCUGGACUAUGAGAAGAAGCAGGUGUACAGUCUCACGGCAAGGGCCAAAGACAAAGGGAAGCCAAUGUCCCUGUCCUCCACCUGCCACAUUGAGGUAGAGGUGGUGGAUGUGAAUGAAAACCUUUACAGGCCUUGGUUUCCAUCAUUUGUGGAUAAAGGAUUUAUCAAAGAGGAUGUGCCAAUCGGUACCUCAGUGAUGAAAGUUUCCGCUCAGGAUGAGGAUAAAGGCCAAGAUGGUGAAGUGCGAUACUCCAUAAGGGAUGGCUCAGGCCUCGGGAUUUUCUCCAUCGAUGAAGAGACUGGUGUCAUCCGCACCCAGGAGCUCCUGGAUCACGAGACCACACCGCACUACUGGCUGACCGUGUACGCCACCGACCGUGGUGUGGUCCCGCUCUCGUCCUUCGUGGAGGUCUACGUGGAGGUGCAGGACGUCAAUGACAACGCGCCGCAGACCACUGAGCCUGUCUACUACCCCACCGUGAUGGAAAACUCGCCCAAGGACGUGUCCAUCAUCCAGAUUGAGGCCUUUGACCCAGACAUGCGCUCCAGCGACAAGCUGUCCUACCGCAUCACCAGUGGCAACCCGCAAGGCUUCUUUGCCAUCAACCCCAAGACAGGUCUGGUCACCACUACCUCAAGAAAGCUGGACCGGGAACAGCAGAGCGAGCACAUUCUCGAGAUCACGGUGUCUGACUAUGGCGUGCCAGCCAAGUCCACAACAGUGCGCGUGGUAGUCCAGGUGCUGGAUGAGAACGACAACAAGCCACAGUUUCUGGAGAAGAUCUACAAGAUCAAGUUGCCCGAGCGGGAGAAGCCAGAGAAGGAGAGGGCCCUGAAGAGAGACCCCGUCUACCGCGUCAUCGCCUCCGACCGUGACGAAGGACCCAACGCUGAGAUCUCCUACAGCAUUGAGGAAGGGGACGAGCACGGCAAGUUCUUCAUCGAGCCCAAGACCGGCCUGGUGUCCUCCAAGAAGGUUUCCUCCGCAGGAGAAUAUGACAUCCUUACGAUCAAAGCUGUGGACAACGGUCGUCCCCAGAAAUCCUCCACCUGUCGGCUGCACAUCGAGUGGAUCGUCAAGCCCGAGCCGUCAGCCACCCCUCUGGCCUUCGAGGACUCCCCCCUCACCUACUCUGUCAUGGAGAGCGACCCUGUGGCUCACAUGGUGGGGGUCAUCCUCAUGGAGAAUGCAGAGACGCCUGUCUGGUUUGAGAUCACAGGAGACGUAGAGGCUAAAGAAGUGUUUUACAUCGUUCAGAUGGCUUGUGACCUGAACUGUACGGCAGAAGGUGGGAACUACGACAGCCGUUUUGACGUGGGCAAGGCAAGUGGUACCAUCAUCGUGGCCAGGCCCCUCGACGCCGAGCAGAAAUCAAAUUACAACCUGACGGUGGAGGCAACAGAUGGAACCACAUCUAUCAGCACCCAGGUGCUGAUCCGAGUGAUUGACACCAACAACCAUCGGCCUCAGUUUUCUCAGCCCAAGUAUGAAGUAAGCAUAGCAGAGGACACAGCACCAGACACAGAGGUCCUGCAGAUCAGCGCCACCGACCUGGACGAGAAGAACAAGCUGACCUACACACUCCUGAGCAGCACCGACCCCUUCAGCCUCCGCAAGUUUAGACUGGACCCGGGAACUGGAGUGCUGUACACUGCUGAGAGACUGGACCAUGAGACCAUGCGGACACACACACUCACAGUAAUGGUCAGAGAUCAAGACAUCCCAGUGAAGCGCAAUAUGGUGCGAGUCAUUGUCAAUGUGGAAGACACCAACGACAACGCCCCUUGGUUCUCCGGCAUCCCAUACGCGGGCCGUGUCUUUGAGUCUGCAACUGUCGGCUCGGCUGUUCUCCAGAUCACAGCCCUGGAUAAGGACAAGGGACAGAACGCUGAGAUCAUGUAUAGCAUCGAGUCAGGAAAUGUUGCAAAUUCAUUUGCCAUUGAUCCUGUCCUGGGAACCGUUACUGUGGCAAAGGAACUUGAUCGGAAUAGUCAAAGCCAAUUCCAGCUGGUGGUGAAAGCAUCUGACAAGGGAACACCACCCAUGGGUGCCACAUCAACAGCUGACAUCACUGUGACAAUUUCUGACAAUGCCACACCAAGGUUUACGGAACAGGAGUACUCUGCAGAAGUUAGUGAAUUAGCCCAGCCUGGAACCUUUGUACAUCUCGUUUCAGCUAGCAGUCAGUCAUCUGUCUUCUACCAGAUCAAAGAUGGGAAUAUUAAUGGAGCUUUUGACAUCAACCCCAACUCAGGAGUAGUGAUAACUCAAAUGCCACUGGAUUAUGAAACCACUCCUUCCUACAAGCUCACCAUUCAGGGAACCAAUAUGGCAGGACAGGCGAGCAACACCACACUGCUUGUCCAUCUCAAGGAUGAGAAUGACAAUGCACCGAUAUUCAUCCAGGAGGAGUUCAUUGGGAUAGUUAGUGAGUCAGCACCUGUCAAUAGCGUCAUUUUGACCAGAAACAAUACCCCAUUAGUUAUUCGAGCCUUAGAUGCAGACCAGGAUGCCAGCUCUCGUUUAAUUUAUCAGAUUGUGGAACCAUUUGCCCAUAACUACUUUGCCAUAGACUCUAGCACAGGGGCAAUCAGGACCACCACUGAAUUGGAUUAUGAGCAGAGAAAUACUUUCCGCUUUACUGUUCAGGUGCACGACUUGGGAAUGCCCCGACUCUUUGCUGAGAAGGCUGCAAAUGUAACCAUUGAGGUUAUUGAUGUUAACGACUGCUCACCAAAGUUUAACCAGGACCAUUAUGAGACCACAGUGUUAGUGCCGACAUACAAGGGGGUCAAGGUGGUUGCAGUCAAUGCCACAGACUCAGACUCUGGACCAAAUGCCAGACUUAUCUAUUCCAUCUCAGACGGCAAUAUUGGAGACAAGUUCAAAAUGGACCCGGUUUCCGGCAUUAUCUCCAUACAGAACGUCACACAGCUGAGAAGCAGGUACGAGCUGAGGGUAAGAGUGUCUGAUGGCAGAUUUGCUAGCACAGUUCCAGUGAAGAUCAAUGUUAAAGACAACAAAGAGAGCACUCUAAAACUCAAACAGACUUUAUACAAGGUCACAGUUCAAGAAAAUUCUUUAGAAAAGAAGACUUUGGCUGUCAUCACCGCUGUUGGAAAUCAGGUCAAUGAACCGCUUUUCUUCACCAUUCUGAACCCUGACAAGAGGUUUGAAAUUGGCCGCACCUCUGGAGCUCUAUCAACCAAAGGCAUACCAUUUGAUCGAGAAGAACAGGAUACCUAUGAUGUGGUGGUCGAAGUGACUAGGGAAGACUUAGAAGAUGUUGCCCAUGUUCUGGUGAUAAUAAGGAUUGAGGAUUCUAAUGAUAAUCCACCCGUGUUUCUCAACCUACCAUACCAUGCCCUUGUUCAGAUAGAUGCCCAAGUUGGUCAGGUCAUCCGACAAGUCACAGCUGCAGAUGCUGACAUUGGUAACAAUGCUGAGAUUUUUUAUCACCUGCAAGAACAAAAUGACUAUGUCGAGAUAAGCCAGACCGGGAAAAUUUCCCUGAAAAGACAGUUUGAGAAAGAAUACCUAAACACUGAAUUUGUAGUAACUGUUGUCGCAAGAGAUGAGGGUGAGCCAUCCCUUUCUGCCUCUGUAGAGGUCCCGAUUACUGUGGUGAACAAAGCUAUCCCAUUGUUUGAGAAGUCGUUCUACAGUCUGGAAAUUCCAGAGAACAUACAGUUGCUUACUCCAGUUGUGCAUGUUCAAGCUAAUGAGUCAGAAGGUCCUCGUAUUGCGUACACCAUCUCAGAAGGAGACCCUCUCAGUCAGUUCGCCAUUAACUUUAACACUGGAGUUAUUCAGGUGAUUCAGCCAUUGGACUUUGAAACACACCCGGCUUACAAGUUGAGUGUGAGUGCAACAGACUCUCUGACUGGUGCACAGUCUACUGUGUUUGUCGAUAUUAUUUUGGAAGAUGUCAAUGACAACCCACCGGUGUUCCAAGAUAAGUUCUAUGAGACAAGUCUCUCUGAAGCCUCAGUUAUUGGAACAUCUGUGUUGCAGGUCACUGCCACAGAUGCAGACACUGGAAACAAUAAAGUAAUCUUCUACCAGAUAAUAGAGGAAAAGGAAAAGAGCUCAGAUUACUUCACUAUUGACCGCGACACUGGUGCCAUUUCGACAGCUCGGGCCCUCGACCAUGAGGAAAUGACCCGGCACAAGCUGACUGUAAGAGCUGUCGAUGGAGGGGUUCCCGCUCUCUCCAGUGAGGUUGUUGUCACAGUCCAUGUCACAGACUUGAAUGACAAUGCUCCAGUUUUCUCACAGAGAUUAUAUGAGGCCAGUGUCAGUGAACUGGCACCUCGUGAACACUUUGUCACCCAAGUGCAGGCGUCUGAUUCUGACAGCUCAGAUGUUGGGAAGUUGGAGUUCUCCAUUCUCUCCGGCAAUGAAGCACAGAACUUUGCCAUGGACAAAAGUACUGGUGCCAUUAUCAUCUCUAACCACAGAAAACCACACAUGGAGCCUUUCUACAACCUCAAUGUAUCUGUUUCUGAUGGUGUAUUUAGGAACUGGGCCCUUGUUAAGGUAACAACUGUUGGGGCUAACUUCCAUAACCCAACUUUCCCUCAAGUUGAUUAUGUCGUUGAACUGCUGGAAAAUACCCCAGCAGGCACCUUGGUUGCAGAGGUUGAGGCAAAUGAUGAUGAUUCAGGAACCUAUGGACAGCUGACCUAUCACAUUUUGAAUGACUUUGCGAAAGACAAGUUCUCUGUUAACGAGAGAGGUCAGAUUUUUACUUUGGAGAGCUUGGAUCGUGAGAAUCCUCUUGAGAGAGUCAUCCCAAUCUCUUUGAUGGCCAAAGACGGUGGCGGAAAGGUGGGUUUCUGCACUAUUAACGUCAUUCUUACAGACAUCAAUGACAACACACCUCAGUUCAGGGCUUCAGAAUACAGGGUGAAUGUUGCAUCAGAUGUCCCCAGAGGAACCUCAGUGGUUAAAAUCAUGGCAUCGGAUACAGAUGAAGGAAGCAAUGCUGACAUCACUUAUGCUAUAGAGGCUGAUUCUGAGAGCGUGCAAGAGAACUUUGAGAUCAAUCCGCUCACUGGAAUCAUUGUGACUAAAGAGAGUCUCGUUGGAUUGGAGAAUGACCUCUACACCUUCUAUGUGAGGGCAAAGGAUGCAGGAAACCUUUCGAAACAGUCUCUUGUCCCGGUCUAUAUCCGAAUUCUGGCUCCAGAGGUGUCUGUACCAAAAUUCGUUGAGCCUCACUACAGAUUUGCCAUUGAUGAAGAUCUCCCGAUUGGUUCAGAAAUUGAUGUCAUCCAGGCCGAGAGUGAACAGGCUGUUAUCUAUAGCCUGGUGAAGGGAAACACUGUAGAGAGUAACCUAGAUGACAUCUUUGUAAUUGACAGAGAAAGUGGGUCCCUGAAGUUGGAAAAGAGCUUGGACCAUGAAACAACCAAAUGGUAUCAGCUUACACUGCAGGCUCAGAGUGAGAACGAAGUAGGAGAGGUUGUAUCCUCUGUGGAUAUCAACAUUCAGGUUAAGGAUGUUAACGACAACCAGCCCCUUUUUGAGGCAAACCCUUAUGAAGCAGUUGUGGUUGAGAACCUCCCAAGUGGAACCUCUGUCAUCCAAGUGAAAGCUACAGAUCUGGAUUCUGGCACCAAUGGCCAGGUAGUGUACAGCCUGGACUCCACCCAAGAGUCAGCUGAGAUUGCCGAACUUUUUGCUGUCAACAGCGAGACGGGAUGGGUGACGACACUAAAGGAGCUGGACCGCGAGAAAAAGAGCAAGUACAUUGUGGCUAUCCUAGCCACUGACCGUGGAGAAAAAGUACAGCUAGUGGCCAGUACAAAGGUGGAGGUGAUGGUGGCAGAUGUGAACGACAACCCACCCCGCUUCACGGCUGAAAUCUACAAGGGCACUGUGAGUGAAGAUGACCCGCCACCGAGUGGGGUGAUAGCCAUCCUUAGCACAACUGACGCUGAUGCGGAGGACAUCAACAAACAAGUCAACUACUUCAUCACAGGGGGCGAUCCCCUGGGACAGUUUGCCAUCGAGCAUAUCCAGAAUGAGUGGAAGGUCUCUGUCAGGAAGGCCCUGGACCGUGAAGAGAGAGACAAUUACCUGCUGAACAUCACCGCCACCGACGGCACCUUUGUGGCCAAGGCUGUGGUAGAGGUCAAGGUGUUGGAUGCCAAUGACAAUAGUCCUGUGUGUGAGAAGUCGCUCUACACUGAGUCUGUUCCAGAGAACGCUUCUCCAGGCAGGCUGAUUCUGCAAGUCUCUGCCACCGAUGCAGAUAUUCGCUCCAAUGCCCAGAUCUCUUACGAACUGGUGGGACGCGGGGCACAGCACUUCACCAUCGACCCAGACACAGGUGAGCUGAAGACGCUGCAGCCCCUAGACCGAGAGGAAGAGGCCGUUCACCGGAUGAAGGUGCGGGCCCUGGACGGUGGGGGCCGGUACUGCGAGGCUGAUGUGGAGAUUACAGUAGAAGAUGUGAACGACAACGCUCCACAAUGCUCAUCGAACCCCUACACAAUCACAGUCUUUGAGAACACUGAGAUCCACACCAUCGUGGGACGUCUUCAGGCUACUGAUGCUGACGCAGGCUCCAACGCCGAGGUGGCGUUCUCCCUGGCCGACUCGGCCGACGGCACCUUCUCCGUGGACGAGCGGAGCGGCCUGCUGCGGCUGGAGCAGCCGCUGGACCGCGAGCUGCGCUCCGUCUACGCGCUGCGGGCGCGCGCCACCGACCUGGGCUCACCACGCCGCCUCUCGGCGCUCUGCGAUGUCAGCGUGUCCGUGCUGGACAUCAACGAUGACCCACCCGUAUUCGAGCGGCGCGAGUACGCCGCCACGUUGGCCGAGGACGUGGCGGCAGGCGCCCAGGUGCUGCGCGUGCACGCCACCAGCCGUGAGAGAGAGGGCUCCAAUGAAAUCGCCUACGCCAUCGUCAGCGGCAACGAGCGUGGGGCCUUCCGUGUGGACCCCUCAACUGGUGACAUCUUUGUGAUUGAAGGUCUGGACUAUGAGACCUGCCAUGAGUUCUACCUGACGGUGGAGGCCACAGACGGAGGCACCCCACCGCUUAGUGACAUGGCCACUGUCAACAUCAACCUGACGGAUGUCAAUGACAACAGUCCUCUCUUCAGCCAGGCUGUCUACUCUGCUGUGGUCAGCGAGGACUCCGAGCUUGGGAAGACCGUUGUGGUGGUCAUGGCAGACGACGCCGACGGCCCCUCCUUCAACCAGGUGCGCUACUCCAUCAUCGACGGUAACCAGGGCAACCCCUUCACGAUCGACGCGGUGCGAGGAGAGGUGAAGGUGGCUCGGGCACUGGACCGAGAGAAGACCUCUGGCUACACUCUGACAGUUCUGGCAUCAGACAGCGGAAACACACCGAGAUCCAGCAGUGCCACGGUCAACGUGGAUGUGUCGGAUGUGAACGACAACCCACCUCUUUUCUCUCAAGCCAACUACACGCUCAUCAUCAAGGAGAACCGGCCAGUGGGCACCAGUGUUCUGCAGCUCACCGUGACCGACCGUGACGCCACGCACAACGGCCCGCCUUUCACCUUCUCCAUCGUUGGCGGCAACGAGGACAACGCCUUCCAGAUCAACCCCCAGGGGGAGCUGCUGGCCGCUGCUCCGCUGAGCCGACAGGCCAAAGACCAGUACCUGCUGCAGAUCCAGGUGUCAGAUAGUGGUCGGCCCCAGCUUCACUCCUCGGCGCUGGUGAGCCUGCGGGUGAUCGAAGAGAGCGUGCACCCUCCGGCCAUCCUGCCCCUGGAUGUGUUUGUGACAGUAGCCAGUGAUGAGUAUGCCGGCGGGGUGCUCGGCAAAGUCCACGCCACCGACCAGGACGUGUACGACACGCUGACCUACAGCCUGGCCCACACCCCCGACUCUGCCCUCUUCGCCAUCUCGCCGACCGACGGCAAACUCGUCGCGGUCGGGGCGCUGGACGCAGGGCAGUACGCGCUCAACGUCACAGUGACCGACGGGCAGUUCAGCGCCAUGGCCCGGGCCAGCGUGCACGUGCGCCCCGCCGAGAGCCGCGCCCUAGAGAACGCCAUCGGCGUGCGCUUCGCCGCCAUUGCGCCCGAGGAGUUCAUCGGCGACUACUGGCGCAACUUCCUGCGUGCGCUGCGGAACAUGGCCGGCGUGCGGCGUGGUGAGGUGCAGCUCGUGAGCCUACAGCCAGCGGCCGACGCCUCCGGGGACCUGGAGGUCCUGCUGGCCCUGGAACGUUCCGGAAGCCCGUACCAGCCUCAGGAGGUGGUGUUCCGGAAGCUCAACGCCUCGGUCGCAGUCAUAGAGGAGAUGACCGGCGUGCGCAUCGUACGUGUCGUCAAGAAGCUCUGUGCCGGACUGCCGUCCGACUGCCCACCGAGGUUCUGCCAGGAGACGGUCACCUUGGAGUCGGCCGCCAUGGCGACGUACAGCACUGCGAGGCUGAGCUUUGUCACACCGCGACACCUGCGCCAGGCCACCUGUCUGUGUGAAGGAGGCAAAUGCCCCGUGAUGACCGACCAGUGUGAGGAGGGCUCUUGCCACGAUGACAUUUCCCCAGCGGGCCCAUCGCUGACGUUCAGUGGCAGCGGCUAUGCCCGCUACCGGAUGAUGGAGAACGAGAACAAGGAGGAAAUGAAGCUCUCCCUGAGGCUCAGGACUUUCUCCAGUCACGCCACAGUCAUGUACGCCAAAGGCACGGACUACAGCAUCCUGGAGAUUGUGAAUGGCCGACUGCAGUAUAAGUUUGACUGUGGCAGUGGGGCGGGCCUGGUCUCCGUGCACAGCACGCAGGUGAACGACGGCGAGUGGCACAGCGUCACUCUGGAGGUGGACGGCAACUACGCCAAGCUGGUUCUGGACCGCGUGCACGCCGCCUCCGGAACCGCCCCGGGCACCCUCCGCACCCUCAACCUAGACACCAGCGUCUACUUUGGCGGUCAUAUCCGACAGCUGGGCGCGCGGCACGGCCGGAGCCUGCCCGCGGUCAACGGGCUCCGCGGCUGCAUGGAGGCACUGGAGCUCAACGGUCAGGCGCUGCCGCUGCGUGCCAACGGCCGGGCACCCCACGCAGUGCUGGAAGAGCUGGUGGACGCCGUGCCUGGGUGCAGCCUGGCAGCGCUGGCAGACGGAUGCUCCAGUAACCCAUGCACCAACGGAGGAACCUGCUCCUCUCUGCCCAACGGAGGCUUCUUCUGCAAGUGCACUGCAGCCUUCAUGGGUACCCACUGUGAGAUUGGCAUUAGCCCCUGUGCCUCCAACCCCUGCCUGUAUGGGGGAACCUGUAUCCCGCGAGGAGACGACUACUACUGCCAGUGCCGUGGACAGUACUCUGGCCAACGGUGUCAGAUGGGUCCAUACUGCAAAGAUAACCCGUGCAAAAACAGUGGCAAAUGUAUCGACAGCCUUGACGGACCCGUCUGUGAGUGCGAACCUGGUUUCCAAGGUGACAGGUGCCUGAGCGAUGUGGACGAAUGUGUGAAGAACCCAUGUGCCAACGGCGGGCAGUGCCAAAACACCUACGGCUCGUACAACUGCAACUGCUCUCGCGGCUUCGGUGGGCGUCUGUGCGAGGAGCUCAUGGAGGUUCGCAACGAGUUUGUUUCCACCUCGUGGAACAUUGGCUUGGAGGAGGUGGUGGGCAUCGUAGUGUUUGUGGCAAGCAUCUUCAUCCUGGUGCUGCUGUUCGUGGUGGUGAGGAAGCGCGUGUGCCGCCGCAAGUCAAAGUCGGGAAACGGCGAGGACAACAAGCGCCCGGGGAACUCGGCGCCGCACACUUUCCGCCCGUACUUUGACUCGAAGCUGAACAAGAACAUCUACUCGGACGUUCCCCCUCAGGUACCCGUGCGCCCCAUCUCAUACACUCCAAGCAUCCCCAGCGACUCACGCAACAACUUGGACCGCAACUCCUUCGAGGGCUCGGCCAUCCCAGAGCACCCCGAGUUCAGCACGUUCAACCCAGACUCAGUCCACGGGCAUCGCAAGACCGUGGCUGUGUGCAGUGUAGCACCCAACCUGCCCCCACCCCCACCCUCCAACUCGGUCUCAGACAGUGACUCCAUUCAGAAGCCCAGCUGGGACUACGACUAUGAUGCUAAAGUGGUAGAUCUGGACUCCUGCUUGACAAAGAAACCAGUGGAGGACAGUGCUGGUCAUCCUUACAACACAAGGGGGAGCAUGUCAGAGGUCCAGUCCCUCAGCUCCUUCCAGUCAGAAUCCUGUGAUGACAAUGCCUCCAUAGUGACUGUAAUCCACCUUGUCAACUCUGCCGUUGACUCGGUGGGGCGAGAAGACUCAUUCUCAGUUCAUGAGCUCAAGACCCCAAGAGGCUACCACUGGGACACGUCUGAUUGGAUGCCGAGCGUCCAGCUCCCCGGGAUCCAGGAGUUCCCGCAGUACGAGGUGGUGGAGUCCCCAUUAGCGACCACAGGGGCCGGCCUCUACAGCGACCCCUCCGCCAUGGACACCGACUACUACCCCGGCGGCUACGACAUCGAGAGCGACUUCCCUCCCCCGCCGGACGACUUCCCCGCCCACGACGACCUGCCCCCGCCGCCCCCGCUGCCGGCGGCCGACUAUGGCGAGCCCUACGACACGCUCCAAGCACCGGGCGUCGCGCACAGCCCGCGCUCGUCCCCGCGCGUGCGCCAGCGGCCGCCGCUGCCCCAGCUCUACAGCCUCAGCCAGUACCUGCCCUCUCACCACUACCCCUCGGACCACCCCGACUCGCCCGACGGGCCCUCCGGCAACACGCUGACCUCCAACGCCUCCAACGCCGCCACCAACAACACCACCGUGGCAGGCACGGGGACGGGCGGGAGCGGCGGCCGGGGCGACUGCGGCGGCUACAGGGGCGGCUACUCCAUGGGCUACGAGCCGCCGGCGCUGGACAACAUGUCGCUGUCGCUCUACACGUCCACGGCGUCCUGCUCGGACAUGUCGGCGUGCUGCGAGGAGUCCGAGGCCAUGCUGAGCGACUACGAGAGCGGAGACGACACCGCGUUCGACCGCCUCACGCUGCCCUCGCUGGACUCCCAGCAGCACACUGAAGUCUGACACUGGAUCCCAAGCACCAUGACAACAACAACAAAACAUACAAACACACAUCCAUGUCAACAAAAAAAGAAGUGCCUGAACCCUUAACCUGAGAAGAAAAAUAAUAAUAAUAAAAAAUCAAGUAAUGAAUAAAUACAGUGAUCAAGCCACCUCUAAUGAGCACACUCUCUACUCACCAUCACAGUGUACACACACACACAAGUAUGCAUACACACACCCAAUCGCAACAACUGUGGUGGUUGUAGAGACUCUUUUGGCGCGGGGAGGAACUCUUUCCGGUAGCAAGGAGAGACAGUUGCCAUGAACUCUGAAAGCUGUGCUGUCUCUUGUGAAGCCUCCUCUGCCUGCUGUAUGGGAAAGCACAUUUGAGUUGGCUGUGCCAUUCGCUUUAAGUAACAGAUAUCACACAGACGAGGAGCCAUGCUGAGGUGAACAACCCAAGAAGAUUAAUAAUAAAGGUACAUGCCACCAUGACAAUAAUGAGAUACAUUUCAGAAGGUGAUAUCUGUAUUUGUAUAGGGACAAACCAUGCAAACACAUUUUUUAUAUGAAUCCUCGUUCAUUUCUAAUGUAAAUUUAAAUGUACAGUUUUGAUUUCAAGGUUUUACUAGGUUUUGUAGAUAUUUUAUGCUUUUUAUUUCCAAAAAAAAUAAAAGACAAGCUCUAAAUGUGUCAUUAUCAGCCUUACUGUAUCUACAUUUCACAAAAAAAAAGUUGUUUAAAGAUUGAGAUAGAGGUGUAUCAGUUCAUCAUUUUUUCUGUUCAUUUCAAAAGAAAACAAAAAAAGGGGUCAGCGAUGAGCGACUGCAUAUUCUUGUGUUCUUUUUUUUAAUUAACUGUUUAUUUGUUUUGUUUGUAAAUUGCGCCUUUGAAACCUUUUAUUUUUUCCACCACAAAAAUGGGACCCAAUAUAUUUAUAGUUGGAGGAGAUUUAUGGACACGUGUCUGUUUUUCAGGUGUCUGUGCGUGUGUGUGUGAGCGACUCUAUUGUCUUGUUAAGGUUUUUAUUGAAUACUGCCACUAGCUCAUGCUUUCAUACUGGCAAUAAAUUAUUCAAAAAAUAAUAAACUGGUGUCCUAAUGAA